This is a messenger RNA of Fomitopsis serialis, 966 nucleotides long. RefSeq lists its product as uncharacterized. Bases 238 to 753 code for a protein of 171 amino acids. The transcript has a single exon. The record is from RefSeq and is a predicted model, not a curated record. Lineage: Eukaryota; Fungi; Basidiomycota; Agaricomycetes; Polyporales; Fomitopsidaceae.
GCCAGUGUGUCUGAUCCGCGUGUCUCGUCUGAAACGCUCUAACGACUGAGCCGAUUCUCUCGCGGUUGAUUGUAGCCCAAAUUCAACAAGGAUGAACUCCACAGGCGGCCUGAAUUCGAGGACACGAAAGGCCCGGCAGGCGUCAGCACGAACACGAAUGCGACCGCGUCCAGCAAACCAGGGCCAUCGACCAACAAGCCAGCCCCGCCUGUAGUGAAGACCGAAGCGACGUCUCGUAUGGAAGCCAUUCUCAGUGCAUGUAACGCGUCAGCACAGCCCGCCCCAGGUGUAGCUCCUGCUCUACCUCCACAUAUGCGCUCAGCGUCUGGUCAGGCGGGUCCGGUCGCGACAUCCACGCCCAAUAUGAAGGGGAAAUCCUCUGCUGGUCCGGAUGCUGGUGAGGCGAGCUUGAUACACCAUCUGACGUCGCCACGUCCCGGGUCGGUCCGAGCGGUCAAAACCAGAAACCACAAUAUCGUCCGCAGGAGACGUCAGCAGCGCAUACCACAGGAGCUGCACAGGCUCGAAACCAGCAAUCGGACCAGAGAGAUCAAGGACCACCACAAGGAGGGCAGCGGGUCUCUUUUGCGCCACCGCCCAUCGCAAACACGUCCUCGACGGUGGCUGUUCCUCCACCAGCUCCAGCUGGCGAUGGUGAUGACGCCGACAUCCCAGAUGACACGUCCGAGUUCCAUUUCAACUCGGAUGACGACGCCUUCCUGGCUGAAGUGGACCUCGGUGAGGAAGGGAUAGGUGGACCGAUCAACUUUGACGAGGGAGUUGGUGGCCUUGAGGUGGGCGAGGACUCGAGGGACGUUGAGCACAAUUCACGACGGACGGAACACUUUCCUCCUCAGGAGCGGGCACACCCGCCUCAGCCACAGCGCUCUUCGGAACCUCCAGCGGCGAAGCCUCUACAGCCGUACCACGCUGUGUCCGGUUCGAGUUCCACGACUCAUAGAUACC